Molecule: messenger RNA, 1409 nt
Organism: Benincasa hispida (wax gourd)
Lineage: Eukaryota; Viridiplantae; Streptophyta; Magnoliopsida; Cucurbitales; Cucurbitaceae
Product: dof zinc finger protein DOF5.1-like
Biological process (GO): regulation of DNA-templated transcription
Molecular function (GO): DNA-binding transcription factor activity; DNA binding
Source: RefSeq, a predicted model, not a curated record
UCCUCCUUCUUCCUUCCUCCCACUCUUUUUCUCUCUCUUCUCUUGAUGUGAUUCUCCACUAUUUAUCUCUCCCCAAAACCCAUCAACCUUUACAAAAGAGAAAGAGAACCCAGAAAAACACCAUGAAUUUUUCCUCCAUUCCUGCUUAUCUUGAUCCUUCCAACUGGCAACAGCAAGUCACCCAUCAAGUGGGAAGCAGUAGUAGCACUGGAGUUAGUUCUCAGCUUCUUCCUCCUCCGCCUCCACCUCCACCACCUCCUCCCCCACCGCCCCAUGGCGUCGGUGGCACCGGUUCGAUCCGCCCCGGUUCGAUGGCCGAGCGAGCUCGAAUGGCUAAUAUUCCGAUGCCCGAGGCAGCAUUAAAAUGCCCAAGAUGUGAAUCAACCAACACUAAGUUCUGUUAUUUCAACAAUUAUAGCCUCACUCAGCCUCGCCACUUUUGCAAGACUUGUAGAAGGUACUGGACCAGGGGUGGGGCCCUACGGAACGUCCCGGUCGGGGGCGGAUGCCGGAGGAACAAAAGAAGCAAAGGGAGCAGUUCAAAGUCGCCACCAGUCAGCUCGGACCGACAACAAACCAGCGGUUCAGCCAAUUCUUCGUCAAGUGCAAUAGCUUCCAACAACAGUGGAGGCCUUUCUCCACAGAUCCCACCACUCGGCCGAUUCAUGGCUCCUCUCCAUCAACAGCUUAGUGACUUCGACAUCGGCGGGUUCAGCUACAGCGGUGGCCUCUCAGCUCCCGCCACUGCCACCGGUGACCUGAGUUUCCAAUUGGGCAACACUAAUUUAGCUGGAGGAACAAGCAUUGGAUCUCUUUUGGGAUUUGACCAACAAUGGAGGCUCCAGCAACAACCUCCCCAAUUUCCCUUCUUGUCCGGGUUGGAUUCUUUCGACGGCAGUAGCGGUGGUGGCGGAGAGGGACCCGGUCCCGGCUGGCAAAUAAGGCCAAAAUUACCUUCGAGUUCAAGGAAUUUAACCCAAAUGGGUAAUUCAGUGAAAAUGGAAGAAACCCCAGAUCAAGUUAAUAAUGUUGGAAGACAAUUCCUUGGGAAUGAACAAUAUUGGAGCAGCGGAUCAAUGGCAUGGUCAGAUCUUUCUGGUUUCAGUUCUUCAUCUUCAACAAGAAACCCAUUAUAGAAAUGUUCAGAAUUAACUCUUUGGGAUGAACAAUGGGGCUCAAUACAUGUUUAUUUCUUCAUGUGUGUUAUCAUCAUGGUUAGCUAAAACCCUAGAACAAUAUGGUAGUUUUUUUUAUUCCUUUUCAAAAUCAUAUCUUCUUGGGGGUUUCCCCCCUCUUUUGUUUAGUUUUAGUAUUUAGGAUUGGAGUUGGGAAUUAUGAGAAGUGAGAACAUUAUAUUACCAUAUAGAUUAUUAUUGGAUCAGACUUGUGUGUUUCUUCCUUGAUAUAUG